AUGGCGGGAGGACGCGUGAACUUGGCCGUGGCGCUCUUGUUGGCGCUGCAUGGGCUGCUGCCGCCGUCCGCCCACGCCGCCCUGCAGGACGGGUUCUACGGUGCCAGCACCAACUGCACCGUCGACGUCGAGGCCGUCGUGCGGGGCGUCGUCGAGCGGCACGUCUCCCGGCUCGGCGACGGCGGCUCCGGCGCCGGGCUCAUUCGCCUCCACUUCCACGAUUGCUUUGUCAAGGGCUGCGAUGGUUCCGUCCUCAUUGAUCCGAGCCCCGUCAACCCGGACCCCGAGAAGGCCUCGCCGGCGAACGGCGGCCUCCGCGGGAUCGACGUGGUGGAGGAGGCGAAGAGGCAGCUCGAGGCCUUGUGCCCCGGCACCGUGUCGUGCGCCGACAUCCUCGCCUUCGCCGCCCGGGACGCGGCCAACGUCCUCAGCUCCGGGGCGAUCAGCUACGACGUCCCCUCGGGCCGCCGCGACGGGCUCACCUCUGACGCGGCCGACGCCAGCCAGAGCCUGCCGCCGCCGUUCGCGCAGCUCGGCGACCUCGUCCGCGCCUUCGCCUCCAAGGGCUUCGGCAUUGACGAGCUCGUCGCUCUCUCCGGCGCGCACUCCAUCGGCCGCGCGCACUGCUCGUCGUUCGGGGACCGGAUCCACCCCGCCGUGCACGAGACCAUGGACCCGAGCUACGGCGCCGACAUGCGGUCGCGGUGCCCCGAGGACGCCGGGGCGGGGGAAUGGGUCGCGCAGGACCAGGCGACGCCGGGGGACCUCGACGGCCGGUACUUCGAGAACGUGCUCGCCGGGAGGGUGCCCUUCAGCUCGGACCGGGCGCUGAUCGACGACGGCGAGACGAGGCGGAUGGUGGAGGACAACUCGGGGGACCAAGGGGAGUGGGCGGCCAGGUUCGCUGCCGCCAUGCGGAAGAUGAGCGAGCUCGCCGGCACCGGCGAGGGCGAGAUCAGGGAGUUCUGCCACGUGACAAACAGAGGCUAG
Molecule: messenger RNA, 990 nt
Organism: Triticum turgidum subsp. durum (durum wheat)
Lineage: Eukaryota; Viridiplantae; Streptophyta; Magnoliopsida; Poales; Poaceae
Source: the annotation of a GenBank genome assembly